UUUCGCAUGACAGACACAACCACCAGACUCCCAUUAUCUCUGGGAAAGAAACAGCCAGAUCUUUUGUGUGAUGGAACAGUUGAUGAAUGGUUACGUAUCUCCCGCUUCAUCUCCACCAUCACCUCUCCCAAUUAGCAUCGGACCCGGCAACAGAAACUACUUGUUCUCGCCUUCCCUGACUCCUUCACCGCCUACUUCCGGCCACGCUUCAGCUGAAAACCUGCCUCUUUUGCAUUUUAACCAGACGUCCACUCCAGCACGAGUAACGUCAGCUUUUUCACUGGACGGGAAAGCCCCGGAUGAAUUGGAAGACCAAAGUUCAUGUCUUAAGGACUUGUUAGAAUGGUUGGUGCAAAAAUGCUGCAGUUGCUGCUCCUGAUUCCAUGUCAACUGAUUAUUGCUUGUUGAAUGCCUGUUCGAACCAUAGUAGGAAUCAUUCAGCUUUGAGUAGAAAAUAAAUGUGGCAAACCCAAACAAACUCUAAUCAUGUACAAGCAAGUGCCAUGAAACCAUUAGCAAAUCGAUUAAUGUAUUUGAUGGAACAUUUUUUCCUAUUCAAUUAGUAGGACCAUCGGGUUAAGUCA
Messenger RNA from Hibiscus syriacus, 584 nucleotides. RefSeq lists its product as uncharacterized. The transcript is spliced from 2 exons. The record is from RefSeq and is a predicted model, not a curated record. Bases 71 to 379 code for a protein of 102 amino acids. NCBI's taxonomy places the organism in Eukaryota, Viridiplantae, Streptophyta, Magnoliopsida, Malvales, Malvaceae.